This is a messenger RNA of Strigops habroptila (Kakapo), 1370 nucleotides long. RefSeq names its product armadillo repeat containing 10 (gene ARMC10). Gene Ontology annotation, cellular component: mitochondrion. The record is from RefSeq and is a predicted model, not a curated record. Bases 4 to 954 code for a protein of 316 amino acids. Gene Ontology annotation, molecular function: protein binding. The transcript has 6 exons. NCBI's taxonomy places the organism in Eukaryota, Metazoa, Chordata, Aves, Psittaciformes, Psittacidae.
CGGAUGGGGCGGAGGCUUCCGCGGGAGGGCAGCGGGGCGGUGGGAAUGGGGGAGCCGCGGGGCGUGGCGGCGGUGGCGGCGAGAGCGGCGGCUAUCGUGCUCGGGGCGGGCGCCUGCUACUGCCUGUGGCGGCUGGCGGCGGGUGGCCGGCGGGGGCCGCGGGGCCCGCCGCCAGACAACAGUCCUCCAGUGUCAACCCAUACCAUGGAUGCAGAUGCUCUACAGAAACUUAUUUAUUUGCUGCAGGCCACAGAUGAUCCAUUAAUUCAAGAGCAAGCUUUAAUCACUCUCGGCAACAGUGCUGCCUUCUCUGUAAAUCAAGACAUAAUCCGGAAUUUGGAUGGCCUUUCUGUUAUUGGAGGGAUGCUCUCAAGUUGCGUUCCCAAAGUUAAAGAAAAAGCACUGAAUGCACUUAAUAAUUUGAGUAUGAAUAUUAAAAAUCAGGAAGAGAUAGAGGUAUAUAUUACACAAGUGUGUGAGAACGUUGAGUCAGCUGCCCUGAACUCUGACCUGCAGCUAGCUGGACUCCGAUUGUUGACAAAUAUGUCUGUUACCAGCGACUACCACCAUCAGAUGAUAAACUCAAUUCCGUGCUUGCUUCGUUUGCUUUCGGAAGGAACUGAAAGGACACAGAUUCAAGUUUUGAAAGUACUUGUGAACUUAUCUGCAAACCCAGCCAUGACAAGACAUCUUCUCAGAGGCCAAGUGCAAACACUGCUGUUACUUUUUGACAACUGUACAAACAGAGAUAUUCUGCUUAGAGCCCUGGUGUUUGCAGCAAACUUGAAACAGAAUGUGAACAACAAAGAUGGCACCAUGGACCAGUACAGUGAAAGUUCAAUUUUCUUUACACUCUGUGGGGACUCUACUGCAUUUGCUCAGAAACUGGCAUCUUUGUUGCAUCACCCUGAUGCAGAAGUGAAAGAGCAAGUUGUGAGAAUAUUAACACAGUAGUGAUUCCUUUUCUAAAGGAACAGACUGACCUGAUGAGAAUAUCUCACCUUAGGAAUGCAGGCUAAACAACCCCCAAAAUACUAAAUACUACCAUAUUAGGCACAUACUACCAUACUAGGCACAAAUCAGUUACUACAAAACAGAAUGCAAUGUAUUUAAUAGAGCAUAACAUUAUUUUUUUAAUGAACAAGAUAACAAGACAAAAGCAAUAGCUUAACAGUGAGAAACCACUGGACAGCUGGUACAUGUACCCAACGGGGAGGAAUAGUUUAAAACAUGAACUUCCAGAUGUACAGUGAACAUUUGAAAUGGAGAAGUGAAUUAAAAUGUUCUCAGCAUCAUAAAGAAUUUUUGUUACCAUAUUUGCAGCUGUUGAAUAAAUACCUCUAUGGAAUGAUGCAUUGAAGGUUCAGCAA